AUGCAAAAUCUUGCUGAGGUUAAUAGGAGUGCAGUGCGUGAAAGAAAUAUGUUGAUGGUAAAUGUGGUGUUCAACAAGAACAUUCAUCGUGACAUGAACAGGUACAAUGUUCCUACAACGGGCGAGAUCGCGAUGAUAUUCAGCGAAACACAGCUGCCAUUCAUACUCAAGAGAAGACAGUUUCCGGUUCUUCUUUCGUUUGCGAUGACAAUCCACAAGUCACAGGGCCAGUCAUUUGACAAGGUAGGUGUUUAUCUGCACAGCCCGGUCUUUGUGCAUGGUCAGUUGUAUGUAGCUCUGUCGAGAGUG
This is a messenger RNA of Vavraia culicis subsp. floridensis, 309 nucleotides long. RefSeq lists its product as uncharacterized. The record is from RefSeq and is a predicted model, not a curated record. The transcript has a single exon. Lineage: Eukaryota; Fungi; Microsporidia; Pleistophoridae. The annotation marks the transcript as partial.